This is a messenger RNA of Rhipicephalus microplus (southern cattle tick), 2016 nucleotides long. RefSeq lists its product as uncharacterized. Gene Ontology annotation, molecular function: structural constituent of chitin-based larval cuticle. Lineage: Eukaryota; Metazoa; Arthropoda; Arachnida; Ixodida; Ixodidae. The record is from RefSeq and is a predicted model, not a curated record. Gene Ontology annotation, cellular component: chitin-based extracellular matrix.
AUGCUUCACUCUGUCGUCGGCCCCGAGUCGCGGCCGCCAGUGACCAGUGGGAGAGUGUCGCCGGGACAGCUUCUACUGGUCCUGUUGGCGGCUGGAGCUGCUGCUGUACCACACGUUGGACACAGUGACGAAGGAUUCAAGCAAUACAGAGCUCCAGAGCCUGGAGGCUACUCGUAUGGGUACAGCCCUGCCCACGGCGAAGGCGGUGGCGCAUCGUGGCGUAAGGAGUCUGCAGACGCCGCGGGUAACGUGAUCGGAUCGUACGGCUUCAAGGACCCCGACGCACGGGUCAGGUUAGUCACGUACGUGGCCAACCAAGACGGCUUCCAAGCGAACGUCCAGUCGAACGAGCCUGGUUUACCACAGCGCAAUCUCGGGCUUGGGGCGGGAAUCACCCAGUGGCCCAUUCCUCAAGUUCCUGCCCACGCACACCAUGCCGGGGCACAUUCAAAAACAGAGGGAACAGGUCCCCACCAUGGGUCUCGGUCCACCGGCGCCCGUCCUCCAGUCGCUUUGGGGCAUGCUGAUGAUUCUGUGGGUGCCCCGUACAGAUUUUCGUACGACUCGAGUGCAACUGGAGGCCCCUUUCAGCACGAUGUGGGAGAUGCCCUGGGUAUCAACAGAGACAUUUAUGGGCUGUCCGGUCAAAGAGUGAAUAACGUCGCCGAUGCGGGCGGAUUCCGUGCCAGCGUCCAGUCGAACGAGCCGGGCGUUGGCAAUACCAAGAGUGCUUUUAGCCUCGGGUCACCUUCAUCUGCAUCUUCCGGAAGGCAGGAGGAUGGAGAUAAUGGGCUCAUAUUUCCACCUCCGUACCCAGGUGGUCCUGGAGCAUCUGGUUCGGGGGCCCCCGGCCAUGGCACCGAAGACGGAUCGGGAACGGCUGACGACGAUGGCGUCCGAACGACUGUCGAGUCCAACGAGCCAGGAUUCAACGGUGCCCAAAAUCCCGCAGAUGUGGACGUUUACAAGAUGCCAGGGCUAGUGGGAAUAGCUUUAGUGUUCUCUGGUCCUCACGGAUCGGCUCCCGCUGGAGCAGCACUCAUCCCACCAUCUGGUCUCGGUAUAGAAGGGCGCAGCCUUCCAGUUGGUCCUACUGGGGUAGGAUUUCUGGCGCCACCCAGAAUAGCUGGACCUGUUUACACUAAUUACGGGCAGCAAGGUGGCUCCACCUUGUACAACUUUGCCUACGCAAACGGCCAAGUCGUUGGACCACGGCAGCAGAAGUAUGGAGAUGCUGCGGCAAAUAAAGAGGGAUCGUACGGCGUCACAGUCGAUGACGACAGAUUCCACAAUGUCGACUACGUCACUGGGACAAAUGGAUUCAGUGCCAGCGGUGAAACGAACGAACCUGCGGGCGACGGUGCCCAACGUCCCGCCGAUGUUGACAUCACCAAGAGUUCGGAAUCAGCGGGGACAGCACCAAUGGGCGAAUCAUCGGGCCCCGAUGGCUCUGGCCUACCUACAGGAUCUGGUGGAUUUCAAGGAGUUCAUGGCCACGUUAUUCCCGCUGCUCCUCCUCGUCCGGCGUUAACGGGACAACCAAGAGUGUUAUUGGUUCCUGGGUCUGCCGGUUAUCCCACUGUUCAGGGACGAGCUUUCGUCCCGGUUGGUUCAGCGGGCCCUGCCUCGCCGGGGCUGCCAGCUGUCUCUGUGGUUCCCGGCAGUUACGGAUUUAACUUUAUUCACAGUUAUCCAUCUGGCACCGGGGCACCGGGUCUGAAUGUGCCGGUGUCUACUACCAACGUGAUUCUCCCCUCGCCAGCACUCAGUCCAGUUGGUGGCUACAGCUUUGGCUACACCGGUGGGCCUGGAGGAGUCGUUCAUCGUGAAACGGGUGACACUUCAGGGACAAACAGUGGAGUGUACGGCUUCAAUGGCGAGGGUGGGGCAGUCCGCAACUUGAACUACGCCGCCAACGGUGGGGAAUUCCGGGCCAGUGUACAGAGAAACCAGCACGGCAUCGACACAUCCCAGAACCUCGCAGGUGGUUUUGUCGGCGCUCUUAGAGGCUUCUGA